AUGUUGAGCUGGAUAGCAGCAACUCUUCUUAUCCUCCCGAUGGUCAAUGGUCAAGCAGUUAAUGUGACAAUAUUCACCGAAUCACAAUGUCCAUACUGUACAAAACUGCUACGUGAACAAAUUUGGCCAUUUUACGUGAAUCGACCGGGAAUUAUGAAUUUGCAGGUGAUUCCAUUCGGCAAGGGGACCUGCGACUACGACUACAAUCGCAACUUCCAUUGUAAAUGUAUGCACGGACCAACGGAAUGCGAUUUGAAUCGAUUACAGAACUGCGCUAUUUCUUAUUUCCCACGCCGACAUCUUGGACUCAUCACAUGCAUUCAAGGACUUUCAACUCUUCGUGAAGCUUUCAGCCGUUGUCUCAGUCGAUUGUCCGUUAGAACGCAAAGAAAGCUAAUCGAAUGUGCCACAACUCAGACGGGUGAACUUCUGAACUACUACUCCAUGGUGAAUACGCAUCGUGCUGGUGUUAGGAUCUGGCCCACUAUGUACGUCAACGGUGUGUUCUUCGAUCGAAGCUAUCCGGUCGAGACCAAACUUUGCGAGCACACUUCGUGGUGCUAA
Messenger RNA from Necator americanus (New World hookworm), 564 nucleotides. RefSeq lists its product as uncharacterized. NCBI's taxonomy places the organism in Eukaryota, Metazoa, Nematoda, Chromadorea, Rhabditida, Ancylostomatidae. The transcript is spliced from 5 exons. Bases 1 to 564 code for a protein of 187 amino acids. The record is from RefSeq and is a predicted model, not a curated record. Gene Ontology annotation, molecular function: oxidoreductase activity, acting on a sulfur group of donors, disulfide as acceptor.